AUGAAUGAUUUUCUGGAUCAGAAAGAAAAGGAAAAGGUUAGAGAUAUGAUGGUAAAGAGGAACAGGAAAAAGAAACUAUUACAAAAUAAUGAAGAAUCUGCUUCUCGGAACCAAGAACCAAUACAAAGAAUACUCCCUUCUGAAUCACAAAAUACCUCACUUUGUGAGAAUUCUACAACUAGGCACCGAGUUCAUGUCCUAAAGAAAACCCCAUUGAAAUCUAUCUUUAUUGAACAAAUUUCGGUCAUUCCUGCUGACAUAGAUCUACCUCCAGAAACUAAAGUAUGCAAAGAAACUUUAUCGGAAACAAAAGGUACUCCCUCUAUUCAAUCAUCUCAUACCUCUAAUUUGAUUGAUGAGAUAAGUAGGAAAGUCGAAUCUUUGCCUGAGGAAGAGGCUUUCACUCGAUUUCCUGUUAAAGAAGAAGAUAAACUACUUUUCCGUAAAAUAAUAGCAGAACAAGAGGAAAUGACAGAUAUUGUAAUGAACGAGUAUCGUUUUUUACUUCUUCAUGGUUAUAACUAUAAAGGCGGGAAAUUGAUACAUAUACUAUCGCUAUGGUUAUCAUUGUGUACUAAAAAAGACACUGAAAAAGUGUUAAUACCUAUAGAAGUCCCCGAUUCACGUAUCUUAUCAAGAAAAAUUCUGGCUCAUAUCGAAAAAAGGUUUGAGGAUCUUCCACUCGCACCAGUUGUUAUAGUUGAUUAA
Messenger RNA from Ambispora leptoticha, 708 nucleotides. The record is from the annotation of a GenBank genome assembly. Lineage: Eukaryota; Fungi; Glomeromycota; Glomeromycetes; Archaeosporales; Ambisporaceae.